This is a messenger RNA of Carica papaya (papaya), 1686 nucleotides long. Its product is annotated as DNAJ heat shock N-terminal domain-containing protein. NCBI's taxonomy places the organism in Eukaryota, Viridiplantae, Streptophyta, Magnoliopsida, Brassicales, Caricaceae. The record is from RefSeq and is a predicted model, not a curated record.
GCCCCCAAAAGUCUGUGUUUUAUCUUCGUUUUUUUUUUCUGAAAAAAUCAAACGAUUGAAGGCUGAGAAAAUGUCUGCAGCAACAUGUCUUCCUCUCUACACUCCUACGCCUUCCUUCUUCAUAUCCCAAAGCUCUAAACCUAAAGCCUUCAGCUUUUCCAAAGCUUCCAAGAAUUCUACCAUAAUAUGCAAGGCUUCUUCUUCUUCUUCUUCAUGGAUAACUGAUUUGGAUUUAUAUGAUCUUCUGGGUUUAGACAGCUCUUCCGAUCAGUCACAGAUUAAAUCAGCUUACCGGAAGUUGCAGAAACGGUGUCACCCUGAUAUCGCCGGUGCUGCAGGACACGACAUGGCUAUUAUACUUAACCAAGCUUAUUCUGUUUUAUCUGAUCCUAAUUCACGACUCGCUUAUGACAAGGAGCAAGAAAAGAUGGCGGAGCUGAAAGGGUACACAGGGAAACCCACAUACUCAGUGUGGAUGGGAUCAGAAAUUGAAGAACGAGCAGUAUUUGUUGAUGAAGUGAAGUGUGUUGGUUGCUUAAAAUGCGCCCUGUUUGCCGAAAAGACAUUCGCCAUUGAAUCUGUUUAUGGAAGAGCUCGAGUGGUUGCUCAAUGGGCUGAUCCCGAAAACAAAAUCAUCCAGGCCAUUGAAGCUUGUCCAGUUGACUGCAUUUCGAUGGUGGAGAAAUCAGACCUAGCAGCUCUUGAGUUCCUGAUGUCUAAGCAACCGCGAGGCAAUGUUCGAGUUGGUGCAGGAAAUUCAGCAGGUACCCGGGUCUCAAACAUAUUUGUAGAUGUCAAGAAAUUCCAGACAAGAUUUACAGAUGCCAAAAAGAAAGCUGAUCAUAACCAAAGUUGUACAGAGAUUGAUCUGGAAAGAGAAUCAAGAAUUUCAGCAGUUCAGGCUAUCAGAUCAUUUUCAAAUUGGUUAUAUUGGCAAUAUUCACCCACACCCACAUCAAAUUCACUACAAAAGUUGAAAUUUGUUGAGCUGAAAUCACCAGAACCAGAUCAUCUUAGUAAGCUCCGUGAUGUCGCUGCUGCAAGAAAAAAAGCAAGACAAAAUAAUCCAACACCAUCAGCUUACAUUUACCAUGGAGAGUAUUGGAUUCCACCAAUGCAAGUACUUCCAUCUUCUUCAACCCAGAAGAGUUAUCAAUCUGGAGCUGCUGUCUCAGAGCCAAUUAUGACUUUGCCUGCUAAUAAAAGAAUGAACACAUAUGAUGAAGGUAGUAAUGUGAGAAAAGAAUAUAGCAGAAGGAACCCAAUGAUGCGGGGAAUUCCUAUAUGUAUGGCAGUGGUUGCAGCAGUUGCGGUUAGGUUACAAGUCAGGGAUGGAGCAGUCGGUGAAUUGAAGGAACAUGUAGCCGGAUCAUUAGCGCUCUCCGUGAUUAACAGUUAUUGGUUGCAGGUUGCAUUAGCGGGUGUGAUUUGGUAUUUUAUGGGAGUAGCAAUGGUAGAACUGGGUGAGGCCAUAAGAAAUAACAAGUAAAGAACUGUAUAUCGUAUAACAGAAUAAGAUAUUAGAGGGAAAAUAAUUAGUUUCUGGUGAUGAAAACUAAAAAGAAAUUAUAGGAAAACAACAUUGUGAAAGGUUAGAAAAAGUUCAGAAAAUAAAUAAUAUUAUUAUAUAUAUUUUUUUAAUUUGUAUGUCGAAGACAACAGUUUGCAGACAUGUAUUUGGGACAA